AUGCCUAGCUCUCGCAACGCUCAACUCGCUUUGCUCAAAUUCUACUCAUGCAAGGUUGCUGCACGAAAAAAUUGCCAGGAUCAAUUGCUUUCCUCGUGCUGGGAAUACUUCAAAGACUUUUCAACAAAGGUCGCCUGCUUCCAUGAUCUACAGCCAUACAUCUCAUCUUUGGACAGGGUAAAGCAAGAGAAAUUGGUCGAGCUCUCAAGUGAUAUUGCUCGAGAGAUUCGACCCGAGCCAGAGAGUUCAGAGUCAAAAAAGGUGCUGUGGAUCACAUCAGAGAUCAACGUGCUGAAGCUCGAAUAUAAUCUCGUUAUCUCGAGAGACGACAAUACGUUCAAGGAUGGCCUCCUCCAAGAAUUUGUUUGCAAUUGUCUCCGACUCUAUAGGCUUUCAUUGAAAUAUGAUCUCAAACUCCCAGUGAGCGAUCGCCUACCCGGAGAUGACGCAGCUUUGUUGGCUGCCAUGGGUCUCAUUCGUCUAUACAAAACUCGGCAAAAGUACCCAGAGCACAAUAACGCAUUGUUGCGAAGCGUUGUUGUCCUGGAACAUCUGCUCCUGCGCUCCAAACACAACUACGACGCGUUAUUGAUCCUAGUCCGGCUCUACAUAUUUCUAGGUGCAGGGUCUCUGGCCAUGGAGCGAUACUCUCGGCUGUCAAUAAAAAACCUACAACAUGCGACAGUCUCGUGGGUACUUUAUACCCGUAUAUCGACAAUGCACCCGCAUCUGGUGACCAUAUCUCGUCCGAACGGCGGAGGCCAGAUAACUAUCGACCCGGCAUUCGACAUGGCCCAAGCGUUAGACUGGCAUAAGUCUGCCUCGGAUCUCAGCAAAAGAUCUGUAACAUCGAUGCAGGAAAACGGCCAGUGGAGCAUGUCCUUGGACGCUCUCUCUACCAGCACUCAUAUCGAGUCCGGAUUCUCAAAGCUUCUGCUUCUCGUUGAGACUAAACGGAUAGCGCGCUUUGUCUCCGUGUCUCAUGAGAUCCAAAGCCUGGAUAUCAUGCUAAUUCCUCCUCGGACAAAGGAUGCCCGGGACCGAUUGGCGUUUCCAAACUACGAAGCUCAUGGCCAGCUCACAUUCGAAGAAACUCUACCCUCAGCAGGCCCAACCAUUGAUACAAACGAUAAAUGGUUGGAGCACCAACUCAGCCUGGCAAAGUUCUGGGACAUGCUCCACAACAACGGUCAUAGCUCGAUCGAUGAGGCUGGAUUGGCUGCAAUGAAACAGAACAGCGGGUCAGACCCAAAUGCCUCUACCGACGCGGAGUCCACGAUAGGCGUGGUUCUAGAAAUCCUUCAGGAGCUAUACAUGGUCUUCUACCAAAAGCCACCAACGAUUGAAGGGAAGUUUGUCGGCGCAUGGCUUCGCAACACUGUGGACAAUCUCGAGGUGUAUAUUCCUACCGGCUCGCAGACCCUAGAGUCAAACAUGAAAGCCGGAAUGAAUGCUUCUGCACGACUGGGGAAGAGCCUGAAAAUACCGCUUUGGAGUUACUUUCAUUCUAUGUAUACCUACUUGGAGCUUUGCAAAUAUUUGAUUCCACUCCUCGACUACGUGCUUGCAGAGAAUCGCAAAUGCAAACAUGUCGAUGCCACUUGGCUGGGCUCCAAGCUAGCAAGAUUUCGAGAAGAAGGCAAAAAGCUGUCUGUCAAUGUUCGGCUCUCUGUGACAGAGCUGCGAGAUAAGCUGCGAGGCCCCGCUGUCCUUCAAGAAAUCACUGGAGAGGUAUCAAGGGUUACCAACAAAGAUGAAUUGGAGGAUGUGAUUGGGACGGAGCUCCGUUGCUUGGGGAAAGAGUCAACUAUGAUCUGCAAAGACAUACAAGAAAGCUGGAUCGAGGCAUUAGAUGGAAUCAUUACGAACCAAGGUCGCAUAAAUUGA
Molecule: messenger RNA, 1887 nt
Organism: Letharia lupina
Lineage: Eukaryota; Fungi; Ascomycota; Lecanoromycetes; Lecanorales; Parmeliaceae
Exons: 4
Coding region: 1-1887 (628 amino acids)
Source: RefSeq, a predicted model, not a curated record